This is a messenger RNA of Seminavis robusta, 714 nucleotides long. The record is from the annotation of a GenBank genome assembly. NCBI's taxonomy places the organism in Eukaryota, Bacillariophyta, Bacillariophyceae, Naviculales, Naviculaceae.
AUGAAGUUCUCAUCCUCAAUCCUCUUUGCUGCAUCCUUUUUGGGCUUCCUUGGAACAACCAUUGGUCAUGGUGUUCAGAUCUACACCUGCAUCAGUCCUGCCGGAGAUCUCCGUGUGCUCAUUGAGCACUGGCAUCAAACCACCGCUCCUGCUGUAAGUCCAAGUCACACCAUCCAGGUCCAAAAGAACAAUGACCCUUCCGUGGCUAUUCAAUACGUUGGAGACAACGUUAAUGUUGAUGAGAGUGCCCUUGGAUAUCUGUGCAAAGACAACACCCUCCCUAUGCAUGUUGUUAGCUGUGGAUCGGCGGAUCAGUACAAUGAUUGGGCCUGGUUUGACUUCCCAAGCCCUGACUGUAAUGCUCCAUCGGAUGCCUACACCAUCCUUCAAGGAAACUCUGUUGUGUUCCGGGAACAAUGUAGUGCCCUCUACCCCCAGACCUUCUCAAUCUCUGGCGUUUGUGCUGCAGCUGGUAUCCCCACCACUGGACAGAUUGCUGGUGAUCCCCACAUCCAAACUUGGGACAAGAAGUGGUAUGACUUCCAUGGACAGUGUGAUCUUGUCUUCCUUGAGAACAAGGACUUCAACAAUGGCCAAGGCAUGGAUAUCCACGUCAGGACCACAGCUCGCUACCAGUACUCCUACAUUGAAGCUGCUGCCUUGCGCAUUGGAGAUGAUGUCCUGCAAGUCAGCUCCCAUGGAAAUACUUUUUGA